Messenger RNA from Aquila chrysaetos chrysaetos, 2957 nucleotides. RefSeq names its product RNA polymerase III subunit G (gene POLR3G). NCBI's taxonomy places the organism in Eukaryota, Metazoa, Chordata, Aves, Accipitriformes, Accipitridae. The record is from RefSeq and is a predicted model, not a curated record. The transcript has 9 exons. Gene Ontology annotation, cellular component: RNA polymerase III complex. Gene Ontology annotation, biological process: transcription by RNA polymerase III. The coding region runs from base 633 to 1337 and encodes 234 amino acids.
GCUGCUGGCUGAUGCGGUAAUGUAUAAUGUGGUUUUGUUUUAUCCAAGCAGAGUUUAUUGCUGUUGAAAACAGUAAGUAGAGGAAUACUUGCAUCAACCAGUGCCUCACUGGCAUUUAAUAAAAAGGCCAUUGCUAAAAAGGCAUUGGGGAAUCUUAAAAGAUCUUAAGUAUGCAUUUCUUUGGUCCUAAUCAUAAUUCUCUCCCAGAUUACUUGUUACUUUAGACAAGCGUAUGAGAAGCUGUAGUUACUGUGCUGUUUUGUAUUUCCUGCUUGAAUUCCUCAUGCACACACUAAUGGUGGGAAUAGAUGUGAUGAUACAGGUACAGCAGCAAGUCUGGAACAGACGCGUUCUUACCAAGCAGGGUGCAAUACGGUAACCUCGCAAUUAAUGGUAAACAGCACAUGGGAUUUCUGGGCUGGGGCCUCGAAUUGAUCUUUACAUGGUCUUGGAGAGUGAGCAGUAGCACUUCGGUUCAGCCAGGCUUCUCUUGGGCCCCAUUUCUUGACAUCUUCUCUGCAUAAAGUGUCUCUCUCACAUUUUGUUUAACUUGCCAACCCAUGGGUCAUACAAGCCUGAGAUGAAGAAGAUUGGCGUUACAGUGAAGGUGGUGAGAUGUGACUUAACUCCAGAUGGCUGGGUCAGGUGCAGGAAGAGGACGUACUGCAUUUACCUUCAACAUUGACGCUCUUGGCUUUGGUAAAGGUGCAGCUCUGCCUGAUACCGUGUCUAAGCCUCCACCAACAUACCCUAGUACAGAAAAUAAGCCAGUGCCUCUGAAAACAGGAGAAGAUGAAGAUUACAUGUUGGCCUUAAAACAAGAUCUUAGAGCAACUAUGAAACAAAUGCCAUAUUUUUUGGCAGUAGAAGAAGAUCGUGAAGUAAUUGAGAGGUAUCGUAAAAAGUACCAGAACAGUGGAAAGGAGCAUCAAACAUGGACCCCGGAUUGGAGAAGACUCCCGAGAGAGGUGAAGCCAAAGAAAAAGACCAAAAAAAGCUUUCUUCUGCAGAGUUGUGAACCAGAUCCUUCAACAGCAGUUGGAGCUGCAGGUGCAAACCCAAAAAAGGCAAAAAGUUUUGAGUCUAAAAGUAAUCUGGAUGUGUUGAAAAAAAUCGAGGAGUUAGAAAAGAAGGAUGAUGAAGAAAAAUCUGAAGAUGAGGAAGACAAGAAAGAAGAUAAACCAAAAGACAAAGAAGGUGAUGAUGAUGAAGAAGAACUAGAGGAAGAUGAUGAAGAGGAGCAUGAAGAGGAAAAUGACUACAUUUCUUCAUAUUUUGAAGAUGGAGAUGACUUUGGUGAUGGCAGUGAUGACAAUAUGGAUGAAGCAACGUAUUAGCUAUUGUUGCUAAGUGGUACACUGCUCAAGCCUUACACUACUUGAAGUAGAAUUCUGGAGGUAGGCUGAGUAUCAACAGAACUAAUGCUCUAGCUCUGUUGGUUUUAAGUAUACUCUCCAAAAACACACUGAACAAUUCUUUUUAAUUGUACUAUGCUGUAAAACAGGAGGUGGGAUCCUUUGUUUUGCUCUUUUGCCAAACGUUCUGCAGACGUGCGCCUUUUUAAGGUUCUCUGGAAUGUCUACUGAUGGAGUAAGCUAUAUGCCAUUGUGUUGCCUCUGCACAGAAAAAGAAUGUAUGCAUUUUAAUCAAAAUUGUGCCUAAGCAUUUGCACUAGUCAGUUCCAUGCUUUAGCAGUCAAAUCUUGAAAAUAAUAGUGAAAUUCUUGAUGACUGCAGCAAAAAAGAGACAUGGCCUUUAUGGGUGUAAGCUGCUGUAUUUGGCAGCUGACUUCUCUGAAGGAAUUUAUGUAGCUUCUGAAUUCAGGUGACAAAUUGACAACUAAGCACUUUAAUAUAAACUGACUUGAGAAAGGACCUUAGUAAUAUAGGCAAAAAACAUUAUGAGAGUAUUUUGAAGAGCUAUUAUUCUAGUUAAAAGAACUCAUAAUUUUUAGUAUUUUGGUAAAAAGGACUAUAAUAUUUAAUUGAAUCAUAAUUAAAUAUGAAUCAGCGUAAGUAGUGAUUAAGGGUCGUUGAAUUUAGAACAAAUAUAAGGCAGAAUUUAAGACUGAGAAAUUAUGGAAUUCUGGUUUUCACCAGUGGCUCACAGACAGUGAAGAGAAGUUCAGUCGUUCACCUCAGUUUCUCCGCCUCUUAAGGCAAUACUAACUUUCUUACCUCACAGACCUGUUAACUGAGAUGGCAGAUGAUAAAUUGUUAAUGCAUUUAUUCACUUUCCUACAGAACAAACACAACAGAAACUUAACAGACAGCAGAUCAAUUAAAAAAACCCAAAGAUGUAGGAAAAGAAUGUGGUGAAGUAUUUUGAUGGAUGAGGUUUUAGUUAGGAAAACAAAACAAGAAUGCUGAGAAUAACAAAACCAGAAUGUUUGGAACAUCAAUUUUAUUUAAGAAUCAACAGCUGAAGUGUAGAAAACUUAUUCCUGAGAUCAGAUACUUGACGAACAGAGUGACAGAGCAUUCCCCGUGUACUAUUGUCCUUUGAUAGUACAAAAUAUUACUGGUCAGUGCUGCUAUAUUACUGUUGAUCAGGGUUGCUGCUGUUGUUUUUUAACUUUCUUAAAACAUUCUGUUUCUGAUAACUAGUGCUAUUAUAGGUCUAAUGAAAGAACAGUUUUAAAACAAAGCCAAGCCUUUUAUCAGCAAAGGGAACUACAGAAGUUCUCCUUUCAAGUUUGGCAUUCUGUCAAGCAGUACUUUACCUCACCGGUGACUGGAAAACAGUACUGCGUUACUCUAUGAACUUCUGUGUGCAAUAAGAACUUAUUCCUUAAGGUGUAGCUUUCAAGUGUUCUAAUAAAAUACAUACUAGACGUAAAGGAAGUGAAACUAAAAUGCUAUGCAGGCCACAUCUCAGAGGUAUACCAGUUUUAUUUUGAAGUGUUCAUACCUAUACAAAUAAAGUGUAAUAAACAUUCUGCUGCAUUGCAAAGGAAA